Molecule: messenger RNA, 627 nt
Organism: Perkinsus marinus ATCC 50983
Lineage: Eukaryota; Perkinsozoa; Perkinsida; Perkinsidae
Product: coiled-coil domain-containing protein, putative
Exons: 4
Coding region: 1-627 (208 amino acids)
Source: RefSeq, a predicted model, not a curated record
AUGUUCAGCCAGAUAAAACGAGAUUUGAUGACAAAAGGGGAACGACAGUUGAAAAUGAUAGACAAACUGCUUGUUGAUAAAACUGAAUUGACUAAACAAUGUGAGCAUCUCGUUGAAGGACUGAAAACGAGUGAGAGAAGAAUGGAAAUGCUGAAGGAAGAGGCCGAGGAGCAUUUGAUACGCGAGGCGAGCGCUCUGGAAGCUUUAGGAGUUCAGCGUGCUGAACUAGCGGCCGAACAUAAACUUGAACUAGAGAUGAAAACCGAGGCGAUAAGAAGGGAAUGCGACGCCCUAGUGCUGGUCGAGAGGGACCGCUGCCGGCGGCAGGUCGCUGAAGAGGCUGAGAAAUGGAAUGAACAGAUGAGGUCAAUCCGGAUAGGCGCUCAGCAAGAUAUGGUAGAGGUUAGAAAGCAGGCCGAGGAAGAGCGCAAUAAAUUGGAUAUCAAAUUUAGAGAGGAACUGCAUCAGGCGCACGUUGAGGCUAUGAAGCGAUUGAAAGAGGCCGAGCAAAAGUUCGAGGAAGAAUUGACGCGAGUGAAAUCUGCUAAGGAGGUUGAAGUUAAGACGAUUAAACGAGGAGAAGAACUCGAACGAGAGACAUGGAUGGAAAAUGUGAGGCAGGGUUGA